GGAACGUUAAGGUUGACCUCCAAAACAACAGCACUGGACCUUAUUCAUCCCGACCAACACGAAACUUCCAUAUUACUACCUAUCUACGUGCUCAAUAUGACGGACCCCGCCAUUCAGGCUGCAGAAACCAUCCAAACGGCGUCCAUCAAUCUGUCGCCCUCUGCCAGCCGUGACAUCAACCCUCCAACCUCAUUAUCGGAAAAGAAGCCCCCUGUCGAGCUUACGUCCUCUGAUGCUGACAGCAUCCCUUCGGAUCUCAUUGACCGUCCUCCGGCUUUUCGGACCCCCGCGCGGCGACACACUUUACCGCCCCUACCUGACCUACGAUUCGAGCAAAGCUACCUCGCCAGUUUGAGAGGCGCGGACACUUGGGGGCGAGUGGCAUGGAUUACCAUCAGAGACCAGGUCCUUUUACCGCUAGUUCAAGGUACACUCUGGACUCUUGCGCUCUCGGGAUGGCGUUUUUGGAACCGCACUGCAUCUCUUAGCGGUCAAACGCUAGGGAGCAGGGUUAGGAGAUGGUGGUAUGAAGUCAAUAACUGGAAACUUCCCCCUAUGGUGCCGAGGAACUCCAAGGCGGCCGCCGCACAGGUAGAAGACUUCUACACUGCACAAUUCUCCAAUGCAGGUGCCGACUGAGCAUUCGAGUGGGGGAAUUGAGUAAUGGUUUAGGCGAUAUCUGUGUUUGCAUGCAUGGCGUUAAGGAUAUAAAUGGUUGUUCAAUUUCGUUCAUAUGUCCGAGAUUCCUUAUAUAUCCCGAUGUAUAGGAGGUGAUCGGAAUGACAUACUGUACACAAGGGUCAAGAGCAUUACUUCCCUUCAGCCUGGCGCUGAAUUCGACCAUUCAAGAUACACAUAAUAAAAACGAUACUGUCUAUUGAACAUGGAAACCUCAAUUAGGUACCUAAUAACAUUUUGAAUGUUCAUCGC
Messenger RNA from Aspergillus versicolor CBS 583.65, 930 nucleotides. RefSeq names its product DUF1770 domain-containing protein. Gene Ontology annotation, biological process: mitophagy. The transcript is spliced from 3 exons. The record is from RefSeq and is a predicted model, not a curated record. The coding region runs from base 97 to 639 and encodes 180 amino acids. Gene Ontology annotation, molecular function: mitochondrion autophagosome adaptor activity. Lineage: Eukaryota; Fungi; Ascomycota; Eurotiomycetes; Eurotiales; Aspergillaceae.